CUCUCCCGUUCUGUCCCCGCCUCUUUCUGCUUCUGCGCAUGUGCAGAGGAGGCGAGGAGCCCACAACAGACACAGAGAGGAACGGCUCCUUCUCGGUCGCCGCAAUGGCUACCACUCUGGCCAAGAUCGCCGAGAUAGAGGCCGAGAUGGCGCGGACGCAGAAGAAUAAGGCAACCGCGCACCACCUGGGGCUCCUCAAGGCGCGGCUGGCGAAACUGCGAAGGGAGCUGAUCACGCCGAAAGGUGGCGGCGGCAGCGGCACCGGAGAAGGUUUUGACGUGGCGAAGACAGGCGACGCACGUAUCGGCUUCGUGGGGUUCCCCUCGGUGGGGAAGUCGACGCUCCUGAGCAACCUGGCGGGGGUCUACUCCGAAGUGGCGGCGUACGAAUUCACCACCCUCACCACCGUCCCCGGCGUCAUACGCUACAAAGGUGCCAAGAUACAGCUCCUUGACCUCCCUGGGAUCAUCGAAGGCGCGAAGGAUGGGAAAGGAAGAGGCCGCCAGGUCAUCGCAGUGGCGCGCACCUGCAACCUGAUCCUGAUCGUCCUGGACGUCCUGAAACCCCUUGGCCACAAGAGGAUCAUAGAGAAUGAGCUGGAAGGGUUCGGGAUCCGCCUCAACAGCAAGCCCCCCAACAUCGGGUUCAAGAAGAAGGACAAGGGCGGCAUCAACCUCACCGCGACCUGUCCACAGAGCGAACUGGACGCCGAGACAGUCAAGAGCAUCCUGGCGGAGUACAAGAUCCACAACGCCGACGUCACACUGCGCAGCGACGUCACCGCCGACGACCUCAUCGACGUUGUGGAAGGCAACCGGGUCUACAUCCCUUGCAUUUACGUCCUGAACAAGAUUGACCAGAUCUCCAUCGAGGAGCUGGACAUCAUCUACAAAGUGCCGCAUUGCGUCCCGAUUUCGGCGCACCACCGAUGGAACUUUGAUGACCUUCUAGAGAAGAUCUGGGACUACCUUAAACUCGUCCGGAUUUACACCAAACCGAAAGGCCAGCUACCGGACUACACCUCGCCAGUGGUCUUGCCGGAUUCGCGGACGACGGUGGAGGACUUCUGCAUGAAGAUCCACAAGAACCUUAUCAAGGAGUUCAAAUAUGCGCUCGUCUGGGGAUUGUCCGUCAAACACAACCCUCAGAAAGUGGGCAAAGACCAUACUAUGGAAGACGAGGAUGUCAUCCAGAUUGUUAAGAAGUAAAGAGUCGUUAAAGUUAAAAAAAGGACAACGGCGAUGACUCUUCCCAGGCCGCCAAUCGGCGCCGCGUUUCCUUCCCGUAAUCUGCGCAAAGGACUGCCGUUCGUUUGUUUUCGAGCUGAUUAAAAUUCACGUUUUCACGGC
This is a messenger RNA of Sceloporus undulatus (fence lizard), 1349 nucleotides long. RefSeq names its product developmentally regulated GTP binding protein 1 (gene DRG1). The coding region runs from base 39 to 1208 and encodes 389 amino acids. Gene Ontology annotation, cellular component: cytoplasm. The record is from RefSeq and is a predicted model, not a curated record. NCBI's taxonomy places the organism in Eukaryota, Metazoa, Chordata, Lepidosauria, Squamata, Phrynosomatidae. Gene Ontology annotation, biological process: cytoplasmic translation. Gene Ontology annotation, molecular function: GTP binding; GTPase activity. The transcript is spliced from 9 exons.